Messenger RNA from Eucalyptus grandis, 591 nucleotides. RefSeq lists its product as uncharacterized. The transcript is spliced from 2 exons. Lineage: Eukaryota; Viridiplantae; Streptophyta; Magnoliopsida; Myrtales; Myrtaceae. The record is from RefSeq and is a predicted model, not a curated record. The coding region runs from base 1 to 591 and encodes 196 amino acids.
AUGACAAAGCUAACAGAUGAGGUACCUCAUCAAGACCAAGGAGAGAACUCAACAAUUGCUUCUCUUCUAGAGAAUCUUACGAUGAAGCUGACACGGAUUUUGACUCAGAGUUCAACUCAGGUAUCAACACAAUCCCAGGAGCCAUCCAUUGCACAAAUCUCAGUCAAAUUGGAUGGAUCAAAUAAUGGAUUGUGGUCUCAAGUGGUGGAGAUGUUCAUCUCCGGUAAAGACAAGUUGGGUUAUAUUAAUGGUGAUCUCCCUCAACCCUCACCUACCGAUCCUCAAUUUCGAAAGUGGAAGACUGAGGAUGCGAUUGUGAAGGGGUGGCUAAUCAACUCGAUGGAUCUUGCAUUAAUAGGAAAUUUUAUUCACUUCCCAAAUGUGAAGAUGGUAUGGGACUCUAUUGCAACAACCUUCUUUGAUGGAAGUGAUGCCUCCCAAGUUUAUGACUUGAAGAGGCAUGGGGUCGAGUGGAACGUCCAGAACGUCGAGGCUGCUCACUUCUUGGCUCUAUUGGUAUUGCGGGAGAUGGCUUUUGAUGAAUUGUUGGCGAAGAAGUCAUUGGGGAAAUGGGUGAAGAAUCUUCUUUAG